UGCAUUGUAAGUGACAUGCUGGCAAAGCUGAGCAACUGAUCAUCAGAUCCCGGCAUGGUGUUAGACAUGGCUUCUGAGGCUGCUCAAAAUUUCCUUCAGCCGCUGUCUUCUUGGAUCUCUCAAAUAUAUGAAGCUAUCCAACAAGCAGGAGACUCUAUCUCCGCGUCACUGCUGAGCCUGAGCGGAGCAGGUCGUAAGUCAGAGGGUGAGAAGAGGAACCAGGACUUGGAGGAUAACGCAGGCGUUGGUGAGCUUUACUCUGAGGACUCGGACGAUGAAAGGCACCUGGACUUGUGGGAUGAGGAGUACUUGCAUCCUGGAGUAGAUGGCCACGUUCCACACACAGGUCCUGGUUCUGCUGCUCAAGGCCUCCCUUGUGGCUCUGACGUGGCUCUGCAGAGGCAAAAACGGGUUAAAGUUGCCACCAGCUUGACAGAGCAGCAUGCUGAAAGCCCCAGGCCUUUGGCAGCCAGUGGAUCGGACCGGGCUGGUGAGGAGGAGCUUCCUACCACUGCAGAGGACGAAGGUCUGUCCCACGUGAGGACAAGUGACCAGCAGCCCAGCAUCAGCACGGGUGGCUCCUUAAACCAUCAUAAGGGCAAGGCAAGCUUAGCAGAUUUGGAUGGAUUAAGCCAACUGAGUUGCCAAGACAACCUGUCGUAUCGCGAAGAUGACCGUGUGUCUGCUGAUUCAAGCGCAGUGACAGAGAGCAGGGGCUCCGGGCAGCGCGGAGGACGCGGGAUGGAGUCCAGCCUUCCUGGUGGCGUUAGCCGGCCGGCCGCGGAAGCGCGCGUGGAAACGGCUGCGGCGUUUCCCAACCAGGGCCUGCAAGGAAAUGAUGCUACCGACAGCUCGUCGGCGUGGAGCGCUGAGGAACGAGAUGAAAUGAACAGUCUCCUGGUUCCUCACAGUGUUCGUGAGCCCAUCUGCAAGUGUGGUGAUCUAGAUGUCACCUUCAGUUAUAAGGCCUCAAGUCAGAAGCUGGUAGUGACUAUCCUGGAGGCCAGGGAUAUCCCGGACAAAGACCGCAGCGGUGUGAACACCUGGCAAGUGCACACAGUCCUGAUGCCCAGCAAGAAACAGAGGGGGAGGACGAGUGUUCAGAGAGGACCCAUCCCCGUGUUCAAGGAUAAAAUUACCUUUAGCAAGCUGGAGCCCGAGGAGCUUGGCGGCCACGCAAUCCGCUUCCGCCUCUAUGCCGUGCACAAGAUGGUUGGCGAGAGGAUGAUGGGAGAGCGGUUGUUCUGCCUGAGCAACGUCAGCCAGGAGGAGGAGGUGAAGGUGACGCUGGUCUUGGAGCCCAGGAGCAAUCUGAGUAGCGGAGACUCGCAGCUUAGUCUGUCAACAAUCUCUCACAGUGAUAGCGCUUCCUCAACACAGUCCCUGGCGCAUGGAGGGGUGCCAGAGCUGCUCGUGGGCUUGUCGUAUAAUGCCACUACGGGGCGGCUGGCAGUGGAGAUGAUCAAAGGCAGCCACUUCCGAAACCUGGCAAUUAACAGGCCACCUGACACCUACGGAAAGCUCUGUCUGCUCAACUCGGUGGGCCAGGAGAUGUCUCGCUGCAAGACCUCCAUCCGUCGAGGACAACCCAACCCCGUCUACAAGGAAACUUUCAUUUUCCAGGUUGCUCUCUUCCAGCUCUCCGACGUCACGCUCAUGAUUUCCAUAUACAACAGACACAGCAUGAAGCGCAAGGAGAUGAUCGGCUGGAUUUCUAUGGGUCAGAACAGCAGUGGAGAAGAAGAACAAGAUCAUUGGCAAGAAAUGAAGGAGACGAAGGGGAUGCAGGUGUGCAGGUGGCACACACUGCUGGAGUCCUAAUGGUUACCAGGAGACCCUGCAGGUCCCGAGACUGUGGGCUGCUCUUCCCUCUUCUCAGCCAG
This is a messenger RNA of Tinamus guttatus (white-throated tinamou), 1883 nucleotides long. Lineage: Eukaryota; Metazoa; Chordata; Aves; Tinamiformes; Tinamidae. The record is from RefSeq and is a predicted model, not a curated record.